Messenger RNA from Ipomoea nil (Japanese morning glory), 1959 nucleotides. RefSeq names its product long-chain-fatty-acid--AMP ligase FadD26-like. The record is from RefSeq and is a predicted model, not a curated record. The transcript has a single exon. The coding region runs from base 1 to 1959 and encodes 652 amino acids. Lineage: Eukaryota; Viridiplantae; Streptophyta; Magnoliopsida; Solanales; Convolvulaceae. Gene Ontology annotation, biological process: lipid biosynthetic process.
AUGAAACACGAAAACUAUGAUCCUUAUUUUCCCGAUCAGCCGGUGGUCGAUCUUUACCUCACGACAUGGGCAAAGCUUCCGGCUUUCAAGUCCAAACCGGCGUUUAUCUGGGUUGAUGAAGAUCACGGCGACCGGUCAAACAUCUCUGGGCUUACCUAUGAGGAAUUAAACACCUCAGUUCAGUGCAUUUCUUCAAGGUUGUUGCAGGUUUCCUUAAAACGAGGUGACACAGUUGUUGUUUUAUGUUCUCCGGGUCUUGAACUUGUGGAGAUCAUUUUUGCGUGUCAAAGAGCUGGGUUCUUGGUGGUUCCAGUUUCUCCUCCUGACCCAUCUUUUUCUGGGGAAAAUUUUCAUCAUCUCGUGAGAGUUCUUUCCCAGACAAAGCCAAAAGCUGCCAUUGCAGAAAGUGAUUAUAUCAGGCAGUAUAUAUCGGCCGCCGUCUCUUCAAACACGCGGCUGUCGGAGCUUUUGCAGGAACUGAAAUGGAUUCCUGUCGAGGAAAUCAGAACCAAGAAGGAAGAGAAGGAAGAUGAGUUUUCGUACAAUGGGUGCAGAGCUGACGAGGUGUACUUGAUUCAGUACACGUCUGGGGCGACUGGGAUUCCUAAGCCCGUCCUCGUCACUGCCGGGGCCGCAGCACACAACGUUAGAACAGCACGAAAAGCCUACGAUCUUCACCCCAACAGCGUUAUCGUGUCGUGGCUGCCGCAGUACCAUGACUGCGGCCUCAUGUUUCUACUUCUCACCGUGGUUUCAGGCGCCACGUGCGUUUUAACAUCUCCCAAUGCAUUCGUGCGCCGCCCCAGAAUCUGGCUCCAGAUGAUCACCGACUACAAAGCUACCUGCACUCCGGUGCCGUCUUUCGCGUUGCCACUGGUUUUGCGCCGUGGAGGGGUGGACCAAGGCGGCGGCGCCGGUUCUAUUACUUCUUCUAUAAACCUUUCGUGCAUGAAGAAUUUGAUCGUCAUCAACGAGCCAAUUUACUGGUCGGCAAUUCAAGAAUUCGUCCAAAUGUUUAAGCCAUACGGGCUUGAUCCUUCCGCCAUUUCUCCAUCCUACGGGUUAGCAGAAAACUGCACCUUCGUUUCAACGGCGUGGAGACUUGGCAAUGGCUGCGCUUUCCCGACCUACAAUCAGCUAUUACCCAGUGCCAAGCUUCCCACCAAUGGCGAGGAAGAAGAAGAGAUCGAAAUAUUAGUCGUGAACGAGGAAACGGAGGCGUUAGUUGACGACGGGACGGAAGGAGAAAUCUGGGUUUCAUCUCCGAGCAAUGCUUCCGGCUACUUACACCACCCUUCUCUAACCCGCCAAGUCUUUCAUGCGAGGCUCCGAAACUACGUAACCCGUCAAUGCUUUGUCCGGACCGGCGACAGGGGAGUUGUCAGAGGGGAAGAACGGUAUUUAUACGUCACCGGCCGGUGCUCCGACGCCAUUAAACUCCCAAACCGACAACCAUUUCACCCUCACUACAUAGAAACCGCAGCAUACAACACCUGCCCUCAUCUCCUCCGCGGCGGCUGCCUCGCCGCCUUCGAGUUUUCAAGCACCAUAGCUCUCGUUGCAGAGCUGCAGAGACCCGAUGUGGGACUCGACACUCUGGUUAAAGCGUGCGAAGCCAUGAGAGAAGCAGCGAUGAACAAAGAGAAUGAUCUUAAUGUGGGAAUUGUGGUUCUUGUAAAGAGUGGAAGCGUUCCCAAGACUACUUCUGGGAAGGUACAAAGAUGGCUGGCGAAGCAUAAACUGGAGAAAGGUAUAAUGGCAGUGAUAGCCCAGGUGAACUUCCACGAUCAUGGAGGCCAUAAUCUGCAGAAGAAUAUGGUCCAAACAAGUGAGGUAAAAGUGGGAAGAAAAGAAAGCAUAAAGGGAAGAGUUUCAUCACUGCAUGGAGAAGCUGAGAAUAUGAUUCUUUCACUGCCAAAUAAUCAGAAUCAUAAACCCACCUUGCUCUCCUCCCUCUAA